UAGGUUCCGAUAUGUUGGUUUUCUCGAUAUUUUCGAUAUCAAAAUUUAUUUUUUGGGCAUAUAUAUAUCGAUUUUCUGAUAUAUCGUUCAUCCCUAAUCCUAACUGUUCUGUCAAAUGGUUGCCAUCUAUUGUCAAAUAUUUUGCAAAGAGGAUUUGUUUGGGUUUAUUACCGGUCGAUAAAAUAGAAAUUAUUUAUUUAAAGUUAUUAGAGCUAGUAGUUCAAUUCGUAUUUACUUUUUGUGACAAAUUGUAAGAACUGCAGGAGAAUGAUCAAAAUAUCUGCACUGAACGAUGAAUCUGAAGAAGACUCCGGGUCCGAUGAAGAAGUGACAAAAGAGGCACUAGAACAAAUAGCUUUACAACAGUAUGCAAAAGCGUUAGAUCUUCAACGAAAAGGAAACUUAAAGGAUGCGACGCAGCUUUUGAAAGAUUUAUUAGACACAGAAGUUUUGUACGAUGUAAAAAAACCCGUGCAAGGAGAGAAAGUUUCGGACCCCCUGCUUAAAUUGAAAUACUUGUGUUUCAAAAAUCUUGCUGCGAUGUUGAGCGCUGCCGGCGAUAAUGAAGGCGCCAUUGAGGCUUUUUGUGCAGCUUCAGAGCUUGAUGAUACAGAUGUCACUUUGUGGCACAGAUUAGGUCUCACUUGUAUGAGUGUAAAACGUUACGAUAUGGCUCUACACGCUUUCCAGCGUGGUGUAGACAGGAACCCGAAACAUUGGCCAUGCCUUGACAAAAUAGUUACUUUACUAAUGGGUCUAGACUACAAAGAAGAGUGUAUUGCCACAAUACAUGACACACUACAACUCGAUCCUGACUAUUUAAGGGGAUUGGUAUAUAGAAAACAUAUUUACAAAAUUUAUCCCUACAUUAGGGAUUACAUGGAGUAUUUGAACCCAAUUUAUAAGUGGAAUGAAAAUGAGGAAGAAGCUAUAAAUGAAGAAAAAGCUGAAAUAUUAAUUAAAGAAGCUGAAGAAAUUCAUGAAAUAUUUUUGGAAAAGCAAAGACAAGAUCAAUUUAAAUAUUUGUUGCCUAAUUUAAAAUUAAAAAAACCUAUAUCUGAUUUAGCUUGGGCAGCAGUGGGUGAAUCUCUUAUUCAUAUGCAUCAAUAUAUGACAGAAAAUUGUUUCAGUCAUGCCUGUUACUUGGAAUUAAUAUUUGAAAAAGAACAAAAGCAUGAACAAAUGGAAGUGGAUGAUGAGCCUAAAGAAAUAGAACUUCAAGAAAAUACUAAAUCAGAUGAAAAUGAAAAAUCUGAAACUAAUGAACAAAGAGUAGAUAAAGAAAAUGUAUCUGAAAAUGAAAAUAAUGAUUUAUCUGAUAAAGACAAGGGAGCAACAGAUACUGAAAAAGUAGAAAGUGAUAUAGAGAUGAUGCAAGCUGAAACAGUGACAGAUGCUCAGCCGGAGCCCAAAAUACAAAGAAAAAAUCCAGUUCGUAGACGUGGCAGUGCUCUUAGCUUCUUAGAACAGUGGGAGUGGUGUACUAAGCGAAGAUCUGGACGAAAAAAGGCUUCAAAUCGACAAGAGCAGGAUGAUAAUAUCUAUGAUACAUUGAGGAGAAUGGUUCCUGCAUAUUUGUCUCCAGUAUUAGUACAGAAGAAUGAAAACCAGGCUAGGGAAACAUCUCCUGAUACAACAGACCUUGAUAAGUUAUUUGAAGAGAAAGGAAAUGUUGAAAAGUUUGAGCAUUACUUUGGUACAGAAAAUGAGCAAAGAGAUGUUAAAGAAUUUAUAAACAAAUAUGCAGAGCCCAAAAGAGAUAUCAUUGAUAUGUUAAAGGAGUUUUUACAUAUUUUAGCAGAUAAGUGGAGAAUAUUGUGGCCAAAUGGUUUGAGUAAAAUAUUUGUUAAAGCUAAUGAAUGUUAUAAUACUCAUAUUGAUAUACCAGCCUAUACUGAUGACAAUCAACUUGAACUUCUACAUUAUGUCAAUGUCAAUAUACUAGCUGAAGAGUUUACAGUAAAUGAAAAAUUGCACAACAUUGAUGAUGGAAAUAUUUACCACAACAUAAAUAUCAUUGAAGCAAUAGGAAUUACUCUUAAUUUAAAACCACAUUUAUUUACAGGCAUAAAUUGCUUAGAAUUAAUGUUGAGGCAUCUUUGGGUUAAGUUUCAUAUUAAUUUAUUGAACAAAUGUGAAGAAUUUGGUCUUGACUGCUUAUAUCAGUUGUCAUAUGAAUUUGAAAUAAUGGGUGAAGACCAUGAGGCAUACAAUUUGAAUGUUGUAAAUUUCACCUUUAAACCACUUAUAAAUGAAAAUGAAGUAUUAUCAGCUAUCAAAUUUUUAGAGCGUAAUAAAAAAUUAUCAACUGUAAUGGAGUUAUAUGAUAGAGGUGAUUAUGAAGAAGUUCUGUCUAUUGUAAUAGAUUCAUUUGAACAUUGCAAGAAUAUGGCUAGGAAUCAAGAGGAGGACAUGUCACUUGACUUUGCUGUUCAGUUGUCUGUAAUAUUGGAUACAUAUUGGGCAUUGGAUAAAGUGGAUAGUUGCUUCAAAUGGUCUCUGGUAUGUCUACAUGAGGCUUUAAAGCACUUUUUUAGGUAUACUAGUGGAUCUCCUGAUUAUGAUAAGUGGAGUUUGACUGUUGUAAAAGUACUUUGUUGUAUGGAACACAUACUUGCUACUGAAGGGCUAUCAUGUCUAGAUACAAUAUCUCAAAAAGAGCUUAGUCAGGGCUUAGAAGAUCUGAUUAGAAUUAUAGGACAUCAAGUAGAAACUAAUGCAACUGAGAUACCCUUUGGGACAAUUAUUCCAUGGAUUAUUAUGCAUUAUAUCUUACAGAGAGAAGAAGAUCAAGGGAGGGGUAGAACUAAUAAUGACAAAGAAAAGAAUUUAGAGGAUGAAGUUCCUUAUCCAUUGAUGGUAUUGUUUAUUGCCCAUGAGCAUUUGGGAAAUAGAGGUUGGUGCUGUAACUCUGACGGAAAACUUUUGUAUUUUAUAUUAGAUACAGUAGUUCCGAGAUUACGUACGCCGGCAUUGGUGAAAUCUUUAGAACAGGUCUCGCAGUUUAUGGAACAGUGUGUAUACUGUCUGUUUGGCCAUCCAGGUAAAAAGAACAAGUUAAAAUAUUUGAUUGAUCACAAUGUAACUCCUCAAUCCUUAGAUUGGAAAAGGGCGCAACAAGUUUACGAAAUUUUUAGACCACCUGUGUUGCCAGUUUUGGAAGGCAAGGUCUCUGGAAUUACUGCUGAUACUGAACAGUUAUUCCAUCGUAUUCUUGCACAUUUGCCGCCAGAAUGUGAUCCACAAAAGUAUGUAGUAGAGAUAGAAAAAUACAUAAAAGGUGUAGAGGAUAAAUUGCCAGAAAUUCCAAAACUCAUGCCAUAUAAAAUGAAAGAUAUCUAUUUUUUGCUUGGUGAUUAUUAUUUCAAAAAAGAAGAAGGCAAGAUGGCUGUGAAAUAUAAUAUGUUGGAUGUGGUUGUGAACAAUGACCGUUUAGAAUCCUGGGCGGAAAUAUCCCUGGCAAAAGCUGUAAAUUUAGAAAGAAUUCUUAAUUCUUGUAAGAACAUUAAUAACGAAAGGGAGUUUCUAAACCCUGCUAGGUCUAUUAUAAGAUGUUUCAAACGUGCACUUGACUUAGAUCCUACACACUGUAAUAUGUGGAUUGAAUAUGGUAUAUUUGUAUACACAGUGCAUUCAUUCUGUUCAAGACUACUCAAACAAGAUAGCGAAUCUCUAAGCAUGGAAGAUUUUGAAUCUUUAGAGAAACAAAAAGAAAAUAUGUUAAAUACUACACAGAAAUGUUUCUUAACUGUUUUAGAAGAUCUUAAUAGUAGCGCCGAUACUGAGAAAGCUAACGAAGACUCUUGGUUACAUUAUUACAUGUUAGGGAAGGUUGCCGAAAAAAAGAAAAAACCUCCAUCUGUUUAUCUAGACUAUUAUAUGCGAGGCGUCAAGAGCUUACAAGAAACUGACGCAACAUACCCAUUAAAAAUAAAUUAUAGUUCACCUACUCAUUUGUGUAUAGAAGUCUUAGAACUACAUUAUAGGAUACAUGCAUCGAUAUUAAAAUAUAUAGAACAACAUGAAAAUAAACCGAUUCCUGCCACUGUAGGAAAAGUGUUCAUGACUUGCAUUGAAGACUGGAAAAAUGGUCCUUUUUCAAAAAAACCUAAAAAGGAUGGUACAAAUGAGAACGAGACCGAGGUAAAACCUGUCGAGGCAAUACAUGCUGCAAAUAUAUUAAAGCGUUCCAUAAGUGAUGUUGGUGAAGAAGAAACUCAAGAAGUGAAACGUUUGAAAUUAGAAGCUGCAGCUGCCAAAGUUAGAAGAUCAGCUUCUUAUGAUACGGAGCGAGUUGCACAGAAAGAAUCGACUGUGAUUACAAACAUAGAAAAGACUGCAGAAUCAUCUAAAACCGCGGAAAUGUCUAGUAUAAAAGAAGUCGAAGAAGAAACAGUCACUAAAACAAAUGAAGUAACAGAAAAACCUGUAGAUAUAAGACCAAUAGACGAAAAAGUAGAAAUUAGUCAGGAACAACUAGAACAAAAAAAGGAUAGUGAUUUAGAGAAGCAAGCAGAAAGUUCAAGUAGCACGUCUUCUUCUUCUUCUUCAUCUUCUGAAUCAAGUUCAAGUGAUUCUACUUCCGAUAGCAGUAGUUCCUCUAGCAGAGAUAGUGGUACAUCUAGUAAAUCUUCAAAUGACUCUAAAUUAUUAACUGAUGACGAAAUUAUGAAGAUCAUUACAACAUGUCUAGACGCUUUAGAGGAUUGUGCUAGUCGUUUUCCACCACAUUACAAAGCUAUCUAUAGAUUGGCUCAUUACCAUUUUUAUUAUAAAAAGGGUAAAGACAUCGAGAAAUGUAGAGAUUUAAUGCUCUCUAAUUUUACUCUAAGAACAGGGCAAAAAUUAGGGGGUUUGUUCAGUGAAAGAAAACAUUCUAACUUCUUUAAUAAUAUCUGGAAGAUACCAUUAGGAGAAGUAGAAAGAGCAGGGGGUUUUGCGUUCCACAUGAGCCGAUCAGUUCAGCUAACCAUGGAAAUAUUAAAGGAAAUUGACGAUCACAAAACAUUGCUUGAUUUGAGUUUACAUUUACAAAGAAUUCCAGAACUUGAUAAGAAGUAUCUACGAGACUCUGACAGGGAAGAGUUAGCGCAACAGGCAUUUUCACUUUGCGUGCAAUCAUUAAAAGGUCAAUUAACUAAAUUUAGCCAACAGGCUGAUCUUAAAAGCAAUGAAGUAGAAAAACAAGCAUUAAAAAGUUUAACUCUGGAUAUUUACAGGGCUUAUCAAAGAGCACAAAAACAACCGAAUUCCAAACAGUUUACUAAUUUGCUAGUCGAAGCUUAUAAAUUAGUAUGUACUACUCCAAUAACAGAUAGUACGAACCUUGUAGAUCUCAGUAUGAAAUACUGCCAGUCAAUGAUACAAGCUCUUAAACAACAAGCCACUCAAGCCAGUAUAGAUAAGAAUCAAAAUGCUCAGAAAAAACAAGCUGCGAAAUCUUCGGAAACUGUGAAACCUCGUGAAACCCUUUCUGCUCCUAAUGUGCAGAAAAAUACAGAUCAUAAGACCUCUACUUCAACCACAGGGUUGCCGAAGAUAUCCGCCCACGAUAUGGCCGCUGCGUUCCAAAACUAUAUUCCUAUGCUAAAUGACCCGGUUAUAUCACAGCAGACUGCUGCGGCGUUGUCACUUUCCUAUUUGAGCAAUAUUAGUGCAUUGGCUGGCUAUACAUCGUUGCAAAAUUCAUUACAAACUAGCCUCCAAAAUUCUUUUCAAGCAGAAUUUUAUCGUCAAUUUUUGGGUCAAAGUCUCUCGUCCUACGGAAUGCCUCCCCAAAAAAAGCAAAAACGUGGUCCAAAGCCUCAAUCUUCAAGAUCUUUACAGCAACCCGUAGCUACAAUGAAAGUGACUAAGUCUUUUAGCACCACUUCGAAUGCUUCAGUUUCGAAAGCAACGCCCACCUCUGUUAUUACCAGUAUUCAGAAAUCUGCAUCCGCUCCUCUCGCACCCAGCAUGGGAACAGUGUUGCCAACAUUGCCUGCCUCGAUGACCGCGAACUUAACUUCGUUUGGCUCUACAAAUCAUUCGUCAGGUCUAUCAGUAACGAGUAAGCAUAGUACUGUGCCGACACAGGCGCACUUAUCCACGGCCUCGACUGUGAGUGCUGCUAUCCAUACUAAACCUCCUAUGCCCCAUCAGCAAGUUAGUCCUGGUAAAACUUUGCAGGAAAAAUUGGCCGAACGACAGAAACACAUGCCAACAUCGAAGCCGAAUUCAUCACAAGACAUAAAUGCGUCUAUUAGUAAGCUUCCAUCUUCUUUGACAAUAACUAAAACAUCAGUAUCGAAACAGUCUGUUCAAAGUAAGAAACCUGAAGCCAGGAAGCCCUUCAACGAAGUUCGGCCCAAACAGAUAUCUAGCGAUGAGGUCAUUGUCCUUGACGACGACGAUUAGAUUAAAACAUUGUAUCAGUGAUAUUUAUAAACUUAAUGCACUGUUAUUCGAGACUGCCAAUAUAUUUGAU
Molecule: messenger RNA, 6466 nt
Organism: Diatraea saccharalis (sugarcane borer)
Lineage: Eukaryota; Metazoa; Arthropoda; Insecta; Lepidoptera; Crambidae
Source: the annotation of a GenBank genome assembly